AUGCGAUGCGUUGGUAAUACAGUGCAGUCGGCCCGCAGCACCGGCAUCGCCGCUCUGAACAAUGACCUGGCCGGGAUACUCGGCUCGGGCGUUGGCUCGGGCUCAGGCUUGGGCGCAGGCUUGGCGGGCGCGUUGCGUCCAGCCGCUGGGGCAGCUUCCGCGAGUGGGAGCGCGGCGAUCCGCGCGGCCGUGAGGCAGCGUCUGGCGGCUGUGACGCAGCGAGUCGCGGGGCUCAACGGGAACGUGUCCGCCCUCUCCGGGAUGGUGACCGACUUGCACGGCGCGCUGAGCAGCGCUCUGGAUGACGCUUUGAACAGCGCUCUCAACGGCGCUUUGAACGGCGCUCUGAAUGGGGGUUUGAACGACGACGGUGUGAGUGGCGUUGUGGGGAAUCUCGCGAAUCUUCUGCCUCAGCCGGCAGGCAUGCUGCGUGUUGUGCUGACGUCAUGCAACGGCCUGCUGUCUCUCCAGGCCGGCGCUGCUGACAUUCAGAUCCUCAAGAUUGGCUCAGAUUACAUGGUCACAUACUACCUCUUCGUUGCGGGAGUGACCAAGGCCCCGGACUCGCAGGCCAUCUUCAAGGGCAACACCUGCGGCACCGCUGCUGCUUCAGCAGCCCUCGCCCUGCCUGGCACGUGGGUGCCCAUGAGCCCUGUGUCCUGGUCGCUGGCCAAUGUCGUCAGGGCGUCAGCUGCUGACGUGGCGGAUGUGCUGGCGUCGAUCCAAGGGAUCACCAAUGAUGACCUGUUCCUCGGAUUCUCCGGUGCUGACGUGGCACUCUCAGGGAGAAUGAUGGGUGGAAGGGUGUGA
Messenger RNA from Closterium sp. NIES-65, 810 nucleotides. NCBI's taxonomy places the organism in Eukaryota, Viridiplantae, Streptophyta, Zygnematophyceae, Desmidiales, Closteriaceae. The record is from the annotation of a GenBank genome assembly.